This is a messenger RNA of Cajanus cajan (pigeon pea), 1498 nucleotides long. The record is from RefSeq and is a predicted model, not a curated record. Lineage: Eukaryota; Viridiplantae; Streptophyta; Magnoliopsida; Fabales; Fabaceae.
CCAAUAAGAGCUCGGAUUCAUUUUUCUAUCUAUGUUCCAACUCCAACUUAAUUACCCUGUCCAUGUUCUCUCCCUCUUUACCAGCUUGCUAGAUUCGUGGACUUGGAAAUUCCUUCUUCAAUGGCUCAAAUUGCGCUAAUUGCUCCAGCCAGCGUUAUAGCUAUUGCUGGAAGGGGGAAACAAUUAGUUUCAUACAGAAGAAAGAAAGUGGGUUUGGCAUCGGUGGUUGGGUGCUGUAGGAUGGGCGGAGACAGAAAGACGAGGGUGGUGGUUAAGGCAUCGGAAGGAGGAGCCAUAUCUCUCCCACGUGCUUGGUCACCACACAAGGGUUCCGAAGAUCAAACCGGAGGCACCAAAAUGAAGGGUUCGAACCGGUUGUUCACGGUGGGGUUGGUGGCCGCGUGGUACUCCUCCAACAUUGGCGUGCUUCUGUUGAACAAGUACUUGCUCAGCAACUACGGCUUCAAGUACCCAAUUUUCCUCACCAUGUGCCACAUGACCGCGUGUUCCUUGCUCAGUUACGUGGCCAUAGCGUGGAUGAAGGUGGUGCCGUUGCAGACAAUUCGAUCCAGGGUGCAGUUCUUCAAGAUCUCUGCUUUGAGCCUCGUUUUCUGCGUCUCCGUUGUGUUUGGGAACAUUUCUCUUCGCUACCUUCCUGUUUCGUUCAACCAGGCUAUUGGCGCCACCACGCCCUUCUUCACCGCCGUUUUUGCUUACCUUAUGACGUUCAAGAGGGAGGCUUGGCUCACGUAUCUCACCCUCGUUCCUGUCGUCACUGGGGUCAUCAUUGCCAGCGGGGGUGAACCGAGUUUCCAUCUAUUUGGAUUUAUCAUAUGUGUGGCGGCUACGGGUGCAAGGGCUCUAAAAUCAGUGCUACAAGGGAUUUUGCUUUCUUCUGAAGGAGAGAAGCUGAAUUCUAUGAACCUUCUCCUUUACAUGGCACCAAUGGCUGUGGUUUUCCUUCUUCCUGCAACGCUUAUAAUGGAAGAGAAUGUGGUUGGGAUCACGUUGGCUCUUGCCAGAGAUGAUUCCAAGAUCAUUUGGUAUCUGCUGUUUAAUUCGUCUCUUGCAUAUUUUGUCAACCUGACCAACUUUUUGGUCACGAAACAUACCAGUGCUUUGACCCUUCAGGUACUUGGAAAUGCUAAAGGUGCUGUAGCAGUAGUGGUUUCAAUUCUAAUAUUCAGGAACCCUGUGUCAGUCACUGGAAUGAUGGGUUACUCACUCACAGUCUUUGGAGUUAUACUCUACAGUGAAGCCAAAAAGCGAAGCAAGUGAUACUAAUGCAUCAUUCUUAUCAACUCAGCAUUGAACUUACAAUAUAGUUUCUGUUACUGCACACACAAGCUCACGAUUCCAGGAGGCAAAUUUGUUUAGCAUGCUAGUGAUCAGAAUCCAGAGUUUUCUUACACUCUAAUAUACAAUUUUUUUCCCCACACAUUCGGCCUCAUUGAACGUGUUCCUCAUUGUAAUAGCGACGGUGCAGAAGUAGCCCACA